Messenger RNA from Triticum aestivum (bread wheat), 4714 nucleotides. Its product is annotated as disease resistance protein RGA2. Gene Ontology annotation, molecular function: protein kinase activity; ADP binding; ATP binding. NCBI's taxonomy places the organism in Eukaryota, Viridiplantae, Streptophyta, Magnoliopsida, Poales, Poaceae. Bases 473 to 4033 code for a protein of 1186 amino acids. Gene Ontology annotation, biological process: protein phosphorylation. The transcript has 10 exons. The record is from RefSeq and is a predicted model, not a curated record.
ACCUGCAUAAAAAAGGCCACUCAUUCACUCCCCCGAGACUCCCCUCACCCACACCACUCCGCCGCCGUUCGCCUUUGACCGGUUGACCCUAGCCGCGCGCGGUCUCUCUCCCUGCUAGCUCUGCCUCGACCCAACGCUCGGGCCGGCGGCGCGAGCCGCCCGGCCUCCUCCUCUCCGUCCCGUCGAGCUCCUCUCUCUGACCACGCGCAGCUAGACGGGCCACCGCCGAGCGCACGGCGAGGUUUCUUGGCGGCGGCGGGAAGGAGAUGAGCGAGCGGAAGUUGCUUUUGCCGACUCUCUCUCCACUCUAGAUGAAUACCGAACUCUGGACGCCAUUUGGUUAGUUCAGAUCUUUGGGCACCGGCUGGAUCUGUGUUUUUGGGCACAUAUCCUCCUGAGCUCUCCCUCUGCUCCCUUGGUCGAACUCUUCUUCCACCUUCAGCGCAGCCCACCCCAGGAGAUAUAGAAUACAAUGCUGAACGGAUUACAACACACAAGUGGGGCGACAUCACCAUUCUCGUUCGAGUUGUUAAGACAGAUUACUGAUAAUUUUUCCGAUGACCGCAUAAUUGGUCAUGGUGCAUAUGGAGUGGUUUACAAGGGAGUAUUGGAUAACGGGGAAAAGAUUGCUGUGAAGAAGCUUAAAUACAUGCCUCCAGAAUACGACAGCGAUAAGCAGUUUGAGAAUGAGUGCACUAACCUCAUGAGAGUCCAACAUCACAAUAUCGUGCGGUUAGUUGGCUACUGUCAUGAAACACGGCGUGAAUAUGUUGAACACGGUGGAAAAUACAUUUUUGCUAGCGAGGACAAACGAGUUCUCUGCUUUGAAUACUUGCUGGGUGGAAGCCUUGACAAACACGUCUCUGACGAGUCAUGCAAACUUGAUUGGAACACGUGUUACAAAAUAAUUAAGGGAGUCUCUGAGGGUUUAAAUCAUCUUCAUAAUGAUUCCAUUUUCCAUUUGGACUUGAAACCAGCGAAUAUAUUGCUGGACAGCAACAUGAUGCCCAAAAUUGGCGAUUUUGGUUUAUCAAGAUUCUUUCCGUCAACAGAAACAUACACCACAACAACAUGUUAUGGAACACUCGGAUACAUACCACCAGAACACAUCAACAACCAUCAAAUCUCGCCAAAAUAUGAUGUAUUCAGUUUGAGUGUUAUAAUUAUACAAAUAAUGGCAGGACGCAAAGGCUACAAUGAUCAUGGAGAUACUACUUCACUCAAAUUCAUUGAGUCUGUAUGUGAGAAGUGGCAAAAAAGGGUACAUGCAACGAUGUGGUCACACAUAUUACAAGAAGUUAAGACAUGCAUCGAAAUAGCUUUAAGCUGUGUGGAAUCUGAUCGGCAGAAAAGGCCUACUAUAAGCCAGAUUGUCAAUGCACUUAAGAGGAUUGAUAUUGAAAAAUUGUCACUUACGUGUGAGGGCCAGAGCAUGCAGGCCUUGGUCCACAACCAAUAUACGACCUCCUCACCUUCUAUGGGGGUCCAUGAUGGUGGCACUAGAUUUGAGUCAACACCUGACAAGGUGGGAGGGGAUGAUAGAUCGACGCAUGCAAGUAUGUACCAGGAAACUGCUGAACCCAUGGACUAUGAAUACGAGCCUAUCAUUAGGAACCCAGCGCCUAGUGCUAUUGGAGGGCAUGCAGAUAGAGAUAUUUGGGAGCUUCAAAUUGUGACCCAGACAAGCAAGGACAACAUCCUUGACUAUGGCCCGAGGAACUCAAAUAUAAGGGCGGAAGGCAGCCUUCAUACUCCAGUCACCAUCGGUAUAAUGGAUGCUAUUGGGGUUAUUAGUGGCUUCAAAGAGUGUGACUAUCUUUUUCAGUGGGCUAGAUCUACUAUUUUAUCUCAAUUUAGCGGUACAAACGAGCAAGGGCUCGAUGAGGAAUUAUUUCGAUUGAAGAAUGGCCUACAAUGCCUUAGGGAUACUCUUCCCGCAAUGUAUGAACUCAUUGAUCGAGCAGAGUGGAGGAGCCACAAGCAUUAUGUGGCAGAGCUCCUUCCAAAACUCAGGGAUGGAGUGUAUGAUGCGGAAGACCUUCUUGAUGAGUUCAGAUGGUACAUACUGAAGGUGAAAGUGGAUGGGAAUGGAAGCCAAUCUUCAUUCAUGGACUUCUUCAAUAGUGUCAUUCGUGGGAGCUUUAACAAAGUGGAUGGUAUUCAGAAAAGGCUAGAUAAUAUUUACAUGCACCUCCGUGGUAUGGGGUUGCAUGAUAUCACAAUACGGUUUGACAAAUCAGUCAGGCCAGAGACUAGCUCUUUCCCAAAUGAAACAAAAAUAUUUGGUCGUGACAUGGAGCUAAAGCAUAUAAUUGAAUUGCUUUGUGCACCAAUAAAUAGUAGUGAUGCUCAUCCCAAAUGCCAGAAAGGAAAUACUGCAGUUGAUGUAUCACCAAGUACAUCAGCAAGAAACCAAAUUGGUAGUGAAUCAAGAAUAUCAGAUCUUCCUGUUUUACCCAUAGUUGGAAUUGGGGGUGUCGGAAAGACCACUCUGGCUCAACAUAUAUGUAGUCAUGAACAAGUGGAGUCUCAUUUUGACAUAAUAAUUUGGGUUUGCGUCUCAGAUGACUUUGACGUGAAGAGGUUAACUAAAGAGGUCAUACAGUCUUGUCCUGAAAAAUAUGCAACAACUGAAAAUUUGAAUUUGCUUCAGAAGAACUUUUCUGAGAUUGCAAGAACUAAAAAGUUAUUGAUUGUUCUGGAUGAUAUGUGGGAUGAUGUUUUGAAGGAAAAUGGGCAGUGCUGGAACAGGUUUUGUGCACCUUUAAAGAAUGUACUACCGGGAAGUAUGAUGCUGGUCACUACUAGAAGUCCACAGGUUGCUCACAGAGUGGGCACGAUGGAUCCCAUUACAUUGCAAGGUUUAAAGGAUGAUGUUUUUUGGAAUUUUUUCAAAUUAUGUGCUUUUGAAUCUGGGAGUUCCAGCAAUAAUGAUCCUGAGUUAGAGCACAUUGGUAGAAGGAUAGUUCCUAAGUUAAAGGGUUCUCCUUUAGCCGCUAAAACUCUUGGACGAAUAUUAAGAAUGAACCUUCAAGUAGCACAUUGGAAUGAUGUACUAGAGAGUGAACUGUGGGAGUUGAGCCAGGAAGAGACUGAAAUUUUGCCAGCCCUUCGGUUGAGCUACAUGUAUUUACCUUUCCAUUUGAAGAGGUGCUUCUCAUUCUGUGCCGUGUACCCCAAAGAUGAUAAAUUUCAAAAGGAACGUUUAGCUGAAAUUUGGGUGGCAGAAGGCUUUGUUGAACCUCAAGGUGAUACUCCACUUCGAGAUAUUGGCUGUGAUUACUUCAAUGACCUUUUAAAUCGGUCCUUCUUUCAAGAAGUUCAAUGUGAAUACUUAAUGCAUGACUUGCUGCAUGACAUGGCACAGAAAGUUUCAGAGCAUGACUGCUUCAUAUUGAAAAGAAGGAGUGACUUAAAAAAUAUUCCUCCUAGUGUUCGCCAUUUGUCAAUACUCUCUAGCACAGACAUGGACUAUCCCAGCUUGUUGAGUCUAUGUCGCUUCACAGAGCUCCGUACCCUUCUUUGCAACGGGCCUUUAGCGGAGAACAAAAUUCCAGCUAGUUUAAUGGAGAAAUGGUGGAGUGAACUUCUACGUCUGCGUGUGUUUGUUUGUGCCACUACUAAUGAGUUACCAGCUGCUAUUGGAAACUUGAAGCAUCUUCGGUACCUUCAAAUCUCAAGAGCUUCACCUUUCAAGAGUCUUCCUGACGAGUUAUGUUGGCUCUAUAAUCUGCAGAUUUUAUCUGUUGAUAAUUGCAAGCUAGAAAUCCUGCCUAAUGACUUCAGUAAUCUGAUAUGCUUACAGAGAUUUGAAUCACAUGGAUUUCAGUGUAAUUUAAGGUUUAGAAGUUCCCGGGCAGAAGAACUUUAUGAAGUGAGUGCUGAUGUAGCCAAUGAAGCCAAUGAUGAGCCCGGGCGAGGAUUUAGGUUGAUGAAGAAUAUUAACCAGCUUGGUGACUUGAAGAUAUAUAAUAUUGAUAAGCUAAGCAAGGAGCAUGCAGGAGAAGCCCAACUACAGAAUAAGAUGGGCUAAACAUCUGAGUGGGAUAUAUAGGGUUGAAAAGGAACGGCUCCUUGCCCUCAUUCAGUCCUUAGAUGUAAAAGCAGAAACCACGGUGUUGCCAGCCACCGAGCUUCAUACUAAGCUUGACGCUGAGAAGAGGUUGAAAGAACUGCUUCGGGAAGAAGAGUUAAAGUGGGCUCUGCGGGCCAAGGUACGAAGAGUAGUCGAGGGGGACGCGAACACUCAAUUCUUCCAUAUGAUUGCAAAUGGCAAACAUAGGAAGAAGAGAAUCUUCCAGCUAGAACAAGAUGAGGGUACGAUUAUCGGGCGGGAUAAUUUGAAGCUUUACAUUACCGAGUACUACAAACGAUUGUUCGGACCACCAGAGGAGAACUGUGUGUCUCUGGAUGAGUCUAGAAUCGAAGAUGUACCUCAACUCACUGUGGUGGAGAACGAUAUAUUAACCGACCCUUUUUCGGAAAAGGAGGUUUUCGAGGCCGUUUCCCAGAUGAAAAAUAAUAAGGCACCCGGUCCGGAUGGUUUUCCGGCUGAGUUUUAUAAGAAAUGCUGGCAUAUUAUUAAAGGGGACCUGUUGCCGAUGUUCCAUGAUUUGUUCUCGGGACAUUUGCAGCUUUUCCAGCUUAAUUUUGGAACAAUAACCCUUCUUCCUAAGAAAACAGAGGCCGUGAGAAUCGAGCAAUUUCGGCCUAU